AUGACGAUAUGGGCGUGUGUGAUGGAGUGGACAGGGGUAAUGAUGAUGAGGGAUGUGUUGUAUAAAUGUCCUCCUUAUAUCCUUUUCCAAGGGACUUCUGAGUCGCAAACUACUUGUAUGUUUUCAGCAACCUUUGGUUCCGAGGUUCUCCCAACACUGUUGAUUGUUGUUGAGGGUGAUUGCUCCCUGGUGUUGUCUGGAGGACCAGGAGUAGCAUUGGCUACAGUUGAACUGGCAGCCCCAAGGUUGGGGUUGACAAUUGGUUGUCCAUUCUCACCAACAGUAGGAGCAGGGAGCAGAUUCUCCGCCAGGCGGGGUUGUUGUGACAAAUGCUCCCUAGGUUCUCGUAACUUUGUCGUAGUUGGUCUCAGUCGUUCAGGGUUGUGGUGGUUGAUGACGGAUAUGGGUUCAGUGAUGGUGAAAGGAGGGUCGAUGAUGGUGGUUGUCAGGGGAUGUUACGAUAUGGUUUGUGACAAGUUGAGAGAUGUUGUACAAGGAGAGCAGAGAGGUAUAGAUAGUUGA
This is a messenger RNA of Tremella mesenterica DSM 1558, 522 nucleotides long. RefSeq lists its product as uncharacterized. NCBI's taxonomy places the organism in Eukaryota, Fungi, Basidiomycota, Tremellomycetes, Tremellales, Tremellaceae. The transcript has 4 exons. The coding region runs from base 1 to 522 and encodes 173 amino acids. The record is from RefSeq and is a predicted model, not a curated record.